Athene cunicularia (burrowing owl) is the source of this 3046-nucleotide messenger RNA. RefSeq names its product SHC binding and spindle associated 1 (gene SHCBP1). The record is from RefSeq and is a predicted model, not a curated record. Gene Ontology annotation, biological process: fibroblast growth factor receptor signaling pathway. Gene Ontology annotation, molecular function: nucleic acid binding; zinc ion binding; RNA-DNA hybrid ribonuclease activity. Bases 1 to 2967 code for a protein of 988 amino acids. NCBI's taxonomy places the organism in Eukaryota, Metazoa, Chordata, Aves, Strigiformes, Strigidae. The transcript is spliced from 14 exons.
AUGUUCACGACUGCCACAAUUAUUGGAGGAGCAAGCAAAGGCUACCAUCCACACAAAAGCCUUGCUGCAGCUUUAAGACCUACUACAAUUCAAGGAAAAGGAGAUCAUGGACCUAAAGGUGCCAGGAGAAAGGAAAGAUGGUUUUUAUGCAGUAAACCUGAUCAUUUUAAGCGACAAUGUCCUCAAGCAAAGAAAACCAUUGCAACUACACCACCAUUUGCCGGUACCUGUAACCGAUGUGAUAAAUUUGGACAUAGGGCCAACGAGUGCCGAUCAAGAUUCAAGAAAGAUGGGUGCCCCUUGCUGGGAAACUCCUCACAGAGUGCCUUACCGGGGGGUGCCAAGACACUCAAAUACCCCCAAGUGGUGGCUGUGUCGACAAGCUCUCGGCACCCACCUGAGGAAGUUCAGGCCUCUAUUUGGGAAUCAACAUCACAAUAUCGUCAACCUUUACAAGCUUUAAUGGUGUUUACUGAUCCCAGCAGCAAGACCAAAACAGCAGGAUUUGUUGGGAAAGAGAAUGGCAUAUGGCAAUCAGAACACUUCAGUUGCGAUACAUCUGUGCAGAUUUUGGAACUCAAGGCAGUACUUGCUGUACUUAACUGCUGGAACACUCAAGAUUUAAAUAUAGUGACUGACUCUUUAUAUGUUGCGGGUGUAGUACAGCAGAUAGAAAGAGCCUUGUUGGGACAUGUAAACAAUCCCACUCUUUUUCAGGCCUUUGUCGACUUGCGAAAUACUGUUAAUCACCGUAUGCAUCAUUUUUUUCUUAUGCGUAUAAAGAGCCAUAUUAGACUCCCUGGAGGCCUUGUAGAAGGCAGUGCUCGAGCUGAUCAGUUGGUUACUGCUUUAGCGGACAAAGAUGGCAUUGUUCAAGAAGCUUACAACUCUCAUGCCUUUUUUCACCAGUCUGCGUCUGCAUUACGCAAGCAAUUUAACAUCCCUAAGGUCCAAGCACGGGCGAUACUGGCUGCUUGUCCAGACUUUGCCACUCCCAUACCACUGCAGGAUGGCAGGGUUGUGGGGUUUGUGUUGUUCUCACUCCUCUCCCCAGAUCUGCUCCAAGAAGAUAAUGACUCCUGUAGCGAUUAUGGCAGUCGUGACAAACCGGGCACUGCUUUAGGAAGAACUGUGCCAGAUGGGAAUGUGCUUUUUCCAGAUAUUUUUCACACCGAUCACCUUUUGCUUUAUGAGCGAUUUAAAGCUUACCAGGAUUACAUCUUGGCUGACUGCAAAGCUUCUGAGGUGAAAGAAUUCAUAGCUGAGUACCUGGAGAAGGUCCUUGAACCAUCUGGAUGGCAGGCAGUCUGGCGCACUAAUGUGUUUGAGGUCCUUGUUGAGGUGGUUGAUGUGGAGUACUCGGCUCUGAAAGCAGUUGUGCAACUCAGUGAGCCUUUCCUGUGCGAGUCACAGGUUAGCACCUUUACGUUGGAGUGCAUGCAGGAACUCUUGAAGCUGAAGGAGUGUCAGAUACCACUGCAGGAGCUGUGGGUUGUGUAUGAUGAGUCAGGAGAGUUUGAUCAGACAGCACUAGCUGUAGAGCAUGUCAGGUUCUUCUACCAGUGCAUCUGGAGGAUCUGGGAUGAGGAGGAAGAAGAUGAUUUUGAUUACUUUGUGCGGUGUGUUGAGCCUCGACUGAGAUUGCAUUAUGACAUCCUUGAACACCGUGUGCCUUCUGGGCUUGUAGCUGAUUACCAGAACUUGUUGUCUCAAUGCGAAGAGCUUUACAGGAAUUUUUUAAAUGUGAGGAACAGCAUAUCAAGCAGUGAUUCGGACUCAGAAGUAGAAAACGUCUCCAUGGUGGAAGGACUAAAAUUGUAUGAGAAAAUAGAGCACUUAAAACAAAAGCUAAAACUAAUUGAGAAUCCUCUGCUGAGGUAUGUGUUUGGUUACCAAAAAUACAGUGGUCUCCAAGCUAAAGGACCGAGACCAACAGGUACCAAGAUCGUUCAUGUUGUAUCCUCAACCAUGAUGGCGAGUCUGCUGCAGUCACUGAUAAGGGACAAACUUUGCCCUGAUUCUUGUGGUGAAGAACUAGAAAUACAGUUUCACAGUGAUCCACUGGCAGCUGUAAAUGCCUGUUAUGAAGGAGACACAGUCAUCAUCUGUCCUGGUCAUUAUGUGGUAGAUGGCAUAUUCUGCAUUGCUGAUUCAGUUGAACUAGAAGGCUAUGGCCUGCCAGAUGAUAUUGUAAUAGAAAAACGAGGGAAAGGAGACAACUACUUUGACUGUGCAGGACCCAAUAUACGGAUCUCCAAUUUGAAGAUAGUACAACACGAUGCUGUGGAGGGUAUUUUAAAUGUCCACCAUGGGAAAACAACUCUGGAGAAUUGUGUGUUACAAUGUGAAACUACAGGCAUAACAGUACGAACAUCAGCUGAGCUAUUAAUGAAAAACUCAGAUCUAUAUGGUGCCAAGGGUGCUGGUGUGGAAAUAUAUCCGGGUAGUACGUGUGCCCUGUUAAACAAUGGCAUACACCACUGCAAGGAGGGAAUACUUAUAAAGAACUUUUUAGAUGAACAUUAUGACAUUCCCAAGAUAACCCUGGUCAAUAAUAUGAUCCAUAAUAAUGAAGGAUACGGUGUGGUCCUGGUUAGACCAACAGUGCCCUCUGUCAAGGAUGCUUCAGCAGAGAGAACAAAAGGAGAUACACAGCCAACACAGUCAAGUGACGGGACAGCCUGUGUAGAGGGCUUCAGGCAAGAACAACUACCUGAAUGUCUAACUGAUGAGUUGGAGCUUUAUGAGCAAGCUGAGAUUCCUGAACAAAUUGAAGGCAAUUAUGAAAUUGCAAAUGAACUUGGGGCUACUUCUCUGAAGAAGAGCCAGAUGCACAAGAAAAGACUGAGUGAACUGGGAAUCACAGAAGCUGAUGACAACUUAAUGUCACAGGAAGUGUUUGUUUCUAUUGUGGGCAACCAGUUCAAAUGGAAUGGGAAAGGAAGUUUUGGUACCUUUCUUUUCUGACUGUCCUGACUUCUAAUGGCAUUGCAAUUAGAUUUGCACAAGCUAUUAUUUUCACUGCUGCUUUCCAAGGAGUUAAUUU